CUCUCAGCCUCAUUAAAACUGUUCAUUUGUUCAGUCCUGUGGACCUAUCCAGCAUGUCAAACGCUGACAGAGUUGUGUUAGCUCUCGGUGGAGCAGGAACAGUGGGCUCUGGAAUAGUUAAAGCACUCCUUGACAAAGGUUUCAAGGUGGUGGUCAUCUCCAGAGACAACAGCAGGUUGGAUAAACUCAGGGGGUUUGUUUCUCCCGCCACCAGAGACAACCUCACUACUCUAGUGGGGAAUGUUGGUUCAGAGGAGGGGGCAGAGGUGGUCAAGCAGGCCCUUCUGAAGUCUGUUGGCAAGGUGACAGACAUUGUGUCAUCUCUGGGUUUCAGCUGGUGGCAGGGUGGACCUCCACAUAGCCAGACUCUGAAAGAACUACACUGGGUGAUUGAGACAUUGCUGUUCAGCACCUUUGUAUCAUGGAAGGUCUUCUUUCCACUGGUGAGAGAUGACCCCAACUGCACCUACACCUUUAUCACAGGUGGUGCUGGGGAGAAGCUGCUGAUGCCAGGUACAGGGUUCCUGACUGUUGGCGCUGCCAGCACCCUGGCAUUUUGUCAGGUAUUACGAGAGGAGUACCCAGAAGUGCCCUGCAAACUCAACCAGGUAAAGAUCAACACAGGUGUGGCCCCUCCAGAGCGCGUGGCUCCUGGUUACCUGAACCACCUGGACCUUGGUGAGGCCGUGGCCACAUUGGUGGAGAGAAAGAACACCACCCACACAGUGUUCCCUGUCAACUGCCCGGCGGACUUAAAAAACGUCAUUCUAGAAGGCGCCCUCCACCCACCCCUUGCCCUCCCCUCUAUCUGGGUCCAAUUAUCUGGGAUGGCACAUCCUUAAAUAAACAAUGCAGGGGAUUGGGAGGUCCCCCGGAGGUAAAGAAAUAUCACAGAGUGCAUUGUUGUCUUUGUCUACUGUUCUGUUAAUGGCAUGCAUGCU
Molecule: messenger RNA, 941 nt
Organism: Salvelinus namaycush (lake trout)
Lineage: Eukaryota; Metazoa; Chordata; Actinopteri; Salmoniformes; Salmonidae
Exons: 7
Coding region: 54-842 (262 amino acids)
Biological process (GO): fatty acid beta-oxidation
Cellular component (GO): mitochondrion
Molecular function (GO): 2,4-dienoyl-CoA reductase (NADPH) activity
Source: RefSeq, a predicted model, not a curated record